Messenger RNA from Eublepharis macularius, 1978 nucleotides. It is a transcript of the gene LRRC42, whose product is annotated as leucine rich repeat containing 42. Gene Ontology annotation, molecular function: protein binding. The coding region runs from base 198 to 1451 and encodes 417 amino acids. The record is from RefSeq and is a predicted model, not a curated record. NCBI's taxonomy places the organism in Eukaryota, Metazoa, Chordata, Lepidosauria, Squamata, Eublepharidae. The transcript has 8 exons.
UAUAGCGACGCUAUGAUAGAGAACUAAGGUGCUUUCAGUUUUGUUCGGACGACUAGGCUGAGUGUCUCUCCGCAUGCUCGGAAGUCUGAAGAUGUCCUCUGGGCGCAAGUCCUGUGCUUACCGGGAGGGUUUGAAGGACUAGCGCCGCCGCUAGCCCCGCUUCGUUCCGUCUUCUGCCUAACAGAAAAUUUGAAAAAAUGUUAUGCCAUCUCCAUGCAGAAAACAGUCCAGAUAUGGGGACUGUAUAUAUUCAGGAAAAUGGGCAGCUAUAUAGAUUAAAUCAGGCUUCAGGUGGAGCAAGCAAUCAUGUUUCAAAACCAAAGCCUUCAAGACUGUUUUCCAAAGGAUUCUCUGUUGAGCUUUGUAUGAACAAGGAAAAUGAUAAUGGAAGGACAGAUCACUUCAUCUUCACUUACACAAAGGAGGGAAAUCUCCGCUAUUCUGCUAAGUCUCUCUUCAGCCUAGUUCUGAGUUACAUUGUAGACAAUAUUCAUCAUGUUGAUUCACUGAUUGGUUUUCCAGAGCAGAUUGGAGAAAAACUUUUCUAUGCUGCAGAUGCAAGACAGAAGUUUACAGAUCCAAGAACAGGACUCAGAGCUUUGCAAAAAUUCACUGAUGCUUACGGAAGUUCAGUGCUUCAGAUACUAUGUUUGAAAAAUAGAUAUCUAGUUAUUUCGGAAAAACUUGAAGAAAUUAAAUCUUUCCGGGAUCUGACGUGUUUGGAUUUGUCAUGUUGUAAACUUGGAGACGACCAUGAGCUGCUAGAACAUAUUACCAAGGAGACACUGUCUAGUCUAAUCCAGCUUGUCCUGAAAGAUAAUUGCUUGUCAGAUGCUGGUCUUCGCAAAAUGACAGCUCCUGUUCGAGUGAUGAAAAAAGGCCUUGAAAAUCUUUCAAUACUAGAUUUGUCUUGUAAUCCAGGAAUCACGGAUAAAGGAGUUGGGUUCCUUCUUUCCUUCAAAAAGCUAAAUUACUUGGAUCUUUCUGCAACUGGCAUCGAGGACAUGAUGGCAGCAAUUCAGCGGAUCCAGACUCAAAUAGGUCUAGUUUAUUCAGAAGUGCCUUUGAAAGAAUUUGAUCAUAACUGCAAAACAGAGGGAUGGGCAGAGCAUACAGUUCUGCAAUGGGAGCAUGCCAUCCUAGAAGCAAUUAAACCACAAAGAAACUUGAAAUCUAGAACAGCAGCUCAACGUUUCUAUGGAAAAAGAGCCAGGAUCAAAGAACCUUGUGAGUCCCUUUUAGGAGAAGGGCAUAGAAAGACUUGUGAGAAUUUACAGUUUUACAAGGGAAGAGCACAGGUGUGCAGAUUCCCCUUGCUAAAAAAGAAGACUGACGAUAAAGAAGAAUUACAGAGUAAAAGGAUGCCUUCACUUGAACCCAAAAAGCAGAGGUUAAAAGCAAAGCAUCUGGGCCUUUUGAUGGAAGACCUGGACUUACUAAACUCUUACUGAUUCUGAUGGCAAAAUUACUCAGAGAUGCAUACAAAUAUCAAAAACAUUUUUUUAAAAAAACUGUAUGGUUGAAAUAUCAAUACUAGUAAUGAGAAACUUUCUACCUCCAGUGGGAAAGAACAAGAUUCUCACACAAGUAAUGAACUCAUUCCACUUUGAAAUGAAGCCUAUUUUUUUUCAAUAAACAGUUACCUUUUGACUAGUAUGAGGUAGGCAAAACAGUUCAGAAGACUCCUGGGGUACUCUCAUUUCAAAUAACUGUACAUCACCAACUUACAGCUGAAACAACAAAGGUCCUCUGUUGUGAAACUCUGUUCUUGAGGUGUUAAAUAUGAAACCUCUGCUGUCUGUCAUUGAAUGUUUUGGGCUGUUUUUAGACAUUCAAGCAGUCAUUUUCGGUGCUUGUCUCAGCUAGUAGUGAACCACCAUGUCUUAACUCAUCUAAAUGAAGCUACACUAACAGAAAAAGAUCAUUUGCUCUGUUUUUGUCAACAUCAUGUCCAAAAUACAGCACUAAAAAUUGAGAA